This is a messenger RNA of Clupea harengus (Atlantic herring), 906 nucleotides long. Its product is annotated as protein CutA homolog. The record is from RefSeq and is a predicted model, not a curated record. NCBI's taxonomy places the organism in Eukaryota, Metazoa, Chordata, Actinopteri, Clupeiformes, Clupeidae. Gene Ontology annotation, molecular function: copper ion binding. Gene Ontology annotation, biological process: response to metal ion.
CUGUUUUAGUGGUUAUUUGAUAACUGAUAGAACACUCAUAUUGUACCAUAUUGUAUAAUUAAUCACAUUUACCAAAAAUACCAAAAAUGAAGGCCUAGUUCGUACGAAAAAAUAUACAAAUAUAUUUCUGUCGGUAACGAUAUCACUUUACGGCAUCCGCUGUUGUCAAGCUGAGCAUUCUGGACAGCAAAACAGAUAUUGCACGUUGCGGUCAGGCAAUGCGUUUUGGACUUGCCGACGGUCUGCAAAGUGGAACUUUGAAAGCCGUUGUUGUGACAGUGCUUCUCAGUGGGUUGAUGCUCCCCGUGCUGAGGACUGUGGGAUUGCGGGCGUUCUCCAUGGCAUCAGAAACCUACUCGUCAGGCACUCACUCCGCAGCCUUCGUCACGUGUCCCAAUGACACCGUGGCCAAAGAGCUGGCCCGUGGCAUUGUGGAGAAGAAGUUAGCUGCCUGUGUCAACAUAGUGCCCAAGAUCACGUCAGUAUAUGAAUGGCAGGGGAAGAUCCAGGAGGACAGCGAAGUGUUACUGAUGAUUAAGACAAGGACUUCCAAAGUUACAGAACUCGCAGAGUAUGUGAGGUCCAACCACCCAUAUGAAGUGGCUGAGGUCAUCAGUCUGCCGAUCGACCAAGGAAACCCUCCUUACCUGAAGUGGAUCGGUGAAGUUGUGCCUGAAUGAAGUGCCUGUCUCAACAAGUACACUAGAAGAAAAAAAGAAAUCAACCUACGCGGUUGAAAAGAACUCUUUGACAUAAAUGGCAGUGGUUGUGCUGCAUUUUUUUUUCACUCAUUUUAUGUUUGACUGAAGACUGAUAUCAAAUAACUGGCCCUUAUUUUGAUUGAUCUGCAGAUGGAUUCCCUCAUGCAAAUCUGGAUUGUAGGCAAUAAACCAUCAUGAACCCAUA